Messenger RNA from Petromyzon marinus (sea lamprey), 6915 nucleotides. It is a transcript of the gene SPTY2D1, whose product is annotated as SPT2 chromatin protein domain containing 1. NCBI's taxonomy places the organism in Eukaryota, Metazoa, Chordata, Hyperoartia, Petromyzontiformes, Petromyzontidae. The record is from RefSeq and is a predicted model, not a curated record. Gene Ontology annotation, biological process: transcription by RNA polymerase I; nucleosome assembly. Gene Ontology annotation, molecular function: DNA binding; histone binding. Gene Ontology annotation, cellular component: nucleolus.
CAAGGCGCCGGUUACGCAGAGACGCCACGCGCAACUGCGCGAUGACGUCAUCGGGGCAAAGCGUCAUCGCGACGAGUUGGCGUCAUUCUCCCCACCCCGCCGGCGGCGGCUGCCAUUGCUCUGCGAUUUAAAGGUCCUCGUUUGGCGUCGCUGUUAGACACCACCAAAAACAACGGCACCAAGAGCACGCGAUGCGGGAUAGCGUCGACAAGAUGGACUUCAACAGACUGAUUUCUGAAGCCUCUAAAAACAAAGAGUCCGUCCGCACCGAGAAGAGGUAUAGCCUGGCUGUGGGCCCCCCAAAGAGAGACCCCAAAGUGAAGGGGGUGCAGUCUGCAGCUGUGCAGGCCUUUCUCCGUCGAAGAGAGGAGGACGAACGUAAAAAAGCCGUGGAGGAUGAGAAGCGUAAGGCGGAGCUGCUGGCUAAGCGCAACGAGCUUAAGACCACGCGCAAGGCCCGGGCGAUGGCAUCACGAACCAAGGACAACUUCCAUGGUUACAACGGCAUCCCCGUCAUCGAGAAAGAAAAGCCCACUCGACAGCAGCGGGAAGGGGAGCAGCACCAGAAGAACAAAGAUCGCGAAACGCACUGCGCUAACGACUCGAGUGACAGCGACAGACGCAACGUGCACAUCAAGCACUCAGUGCAGGAAUCGGCCACCACCCCCAUCCCUGCCAAGCGACCGCGAUAUGACUCCGGCGCACCAGCACGGAGCCAGGAACGGGUACCGGGGGGUGCGGAAACGUCCAGGGAUAAGACGAAAAAGGUGGCGAAGGCGCAGUCUAAGGCGGCGCCGUCGUCAUCACUGAGCUUCAUGGAGCUCCUGAAGUUGGCGGAGAAGAAGCAGCAUGAGCCCGUGCCGCUUGUACCGAAGGCGCCGCCUGUCAAGAAGGAGGUCGAUAUCAACGGACUCACACAGCUGGAGGUCCGGCAGCGGGAGUAUCUGGAGACUGUCCUCAAAAAGAGGGAAAAGGGACAGCCUAGUGACAAGAAAGAAACCAAAGAGGACAGCAGGGAUGGCAGGGACGGCAAAGAGGGCAGGGACGGCAAAGAUGGCAGGGAUGGUAGGGACACCAGGGAUGGCAGGGAUGGUAGGGACACCAGGGAUGGUAGGGACGGUAGGGACAUCAGGAACGGUAGGGACAUCAGGAACGGUAGGGACACCAGGGACGGUAGGGACACCAGGGACGGUAGAGACACCAGGGACGGUAGAGACACCAGGGACGGUAGAGACACCAGGGACGGUAGAGACACCAGGGACGGUAGGGACACCAGGGACGGUAGGGACACCAGGGACGGUAGGGACACCAGGGACGGUAGGGACACCAGGGACGGUAGGGACACCAGGGACGGUAGGGACACCAGGGACGGUAGGGACACCAGGGACGGUAGAGACACCAGGGACGGUAGGGACACCAGGGACGACAGGAACGGCAGGGAUGGUAGGGACAGCAGUGGCAGAGAGGGCAGCCGGGGGCAUGCCUCUGCAGGGAAACCUGCACCAGAGGGUAAGGCUGUCGUGCCAGUAAGACUUAAUGGCUCUUCAUCUGCUGGUGCCAAGGUGAGCCGGCCCUCGUCAUCAUCGUCACCAUCGUUGGCAUCAUCAGCAAGCCUUAAAGGGCCCAGCAAACCUGUGAUUGUGAAGCAGACAUCAGAAAAAGAGAGCGGGAUUUUAGGUCUGUCCAAGCAGAGCAAUGAUCAGGAACCGCGUUCCAAGAGCCAACAACUACCCAGAAUUUUGAGUAAACCUCCCCAUGGCAGCAGUAAGCCCGUCAACAAUCCGUCAGCAAGACCGGGUGUUGAGCGCCAGGGAAUAAAGCCGGGAUCCAGUCAUGGACAACCGGGGUCCAGCCAGGGACCACUGAGGCCUGCCCAGGGAACAAUGAGGCCUACCCAGGGACCAACGAGGCCUUCCCAGGGACUACCGAGGCCUGCCCAGGGACCCAGAAAAGCAGACGGUGCGGCUCAGGCACCAAAGCAGGCAGAGCCACGGAAGUUCGAUACUGGGCCCAGGCUGGGAGUGCGGCUAUCUGGGCCCCACGAGGGCUCGGGAGGAGUUGUAGGGAGCCAGCCACGGUGCACCGUGGUGUCGGAGACCGUGUCCACCAGAGACUUGGCGCAGAAGCAGCAGGAGAGAGCGGCUGCGCUGGCGGGCCGGAGCCUCUCGCGGGGGCCACAGCAAGGCGCGACCAUGCCCUCGAGAGGGCCACCGCCAGGAGGGCCGAUGGGCAGGAAGCCUGGGCCACCCAUGGCCUAUCGAGGGCCCCCUCCUGGGAUGGCACCCCCUCAUCGGCGGCGGAUUGAGGAUGACGAGGAGGAGGAGGAAUAUGACUCAGAGAUGGACGACUUCAUCGACGACGAAGACGUGCCUCAGGACGACAUCUCGCGACAUAUCAAGGAGAUCUUUGGCUAUGACCGCAGAAAGUACAAGUAUGAGAGCGACUCCGUACUGCGCUCCAUGGAGACGAGCUGGAAAGAACAGCAGAAGGAGGAGGCGAGAAGCUUGAGGCUGGGAGUCAUGGAAGAUCAGGAAGAUAUCAAGAAGGAGGAGGAGGAAGAGAAGAGGAGGAAAAUGCUUAAAGAUUUGAAAAACAAAAAGUUUAAAUGAAGGACACGAGAAGUUUUGUAAACAAAAGUCCAAAUGCAAAUACUGCCCUUCCAUGCAAAACACGGUACCUGCAAAAUCGUCACGAAGUUUGCCGGGCGCCGUGGUGUUCUCAGGCUUUGGAGGGACGUGUGGCAUGAACCUUCUAUGCAGACUGCAGCAUGAUGCGAUGUGUGGCGAAGCUCACCUUUGUCGAAGCCAUUGACGUGUUGGUUGAGUUUUGUGGGUCGGUGAGUCCUGAUGACGUUACGCACAAGAUGCCCACUUGCCUGCCCAGGGCGUUGAGGUCCCACUAGAAUGCAACUGGAAUAGUUUCCAGUUGGCGCUCUGUACAGCAGUGGAGUUGUAUUCUCUCGUGCACCUGUUUUUUUCCCAGUAAGUCUAGCUUCAUACCAGAUGCAAAAGAGCCCAAAAACUCAAAAGGGUAUUGGGUCUUAUGCCCAAACAGGAUCUCCCUGACAAAUUCUUAACUUGGAGAGGCUUUCCUGCACAAAUAAAUUCGAGCUAGAAUAAACAGAGACUCAAACAAAUCUAAGACUACAUUAGUCGGUGAGCUCAAUAUAUGUUCCUGUUUUUUUUCUUCCUGCAACCAAAAUAACCGUAAAUUCGCCCAAUCUUUCGUGUAAGUAGGGUUGAGCUUGAUUAAUGCGUGGGUGAUCCCUAGGGCCUGCCACGUUGUAGAUUGUGGGGCUGCGUGGGGGCUAGGAGAUGGCAGUGCUUAGUCUCUCCCCCUUGUAUGCUUGGUGGAUUUUCUCCUGGGUAUUCUGGUUUCCUCCCACAUGCCAAACGUUCAUUCAUGGAAUUGGCCAAAUGACCCAAUGCCAUACCCUCCUAAAAAAUAAUACUGAGACUCAUUGAAAUAUUUGGUGGAUAAAUGUCAUCAAAUACAGAGCAAUAAAAGCGUGUCUUGCUUAACGAGCGAGACACCUUCCGAAAAUUGUGGGUGGCCAGCACCACGCCCACUCACCUUUGUCUCCCUCGUGGCGAUGUGUUUACACACUAUCAGGUACUCAUUUGAGGUUGAAUCGACCUAAGGGAGGCCCAGGACCAGUUCAGCUAAUUGUCACUGGUGUUGGCCGUAAGCGCGAGUCAAACUGCUCGCUGGGUUUGUCGCGUCGGCGCGCUUACCGUUACACCGCCACUCCUCUCCCGCCAUCCACCCAUUACAUAGCCACCACGAGGCCCCUUCUCCCCAACACAGAACACAAGGAGCACAGUCCAGCUGAUAAACAAAUAGCUGCGGGCCACGGUGCGUGCGCCCCCUGCCACCAUGUGACGCAUAUUUAUCGAUUGGUCUCUCACUUGAUAAGUGCACAUUUUGCUCGUUUUGCGAACAAAUGGAUCUAAAUUCAAAUUGCUCGUAGCUAAUUUUGAAAGAAAGAACGCUCGUUGAACCAGACACCAUCCCUGCGUGUUCUGGCACACUCCAACUACAUCCUUGUUUCUCAAGCACCCUCAGUAUGGUUAAUCAAGAGUCUAUUAUUAUUCAGUAAUUUAAUUACCUCUAAUGGCAGUGGCAUCGGUUACAUUAAUUCCUAUGUAACAAUCGUGCAUCAGCACGACUCGGACCCAGAUCAGAUAUUUCAUUGGAAGUGGAAAAAUGCAGUUGUGUUAUGAAGGUCUGUAACGUAUAUUAUACUGGGAUGUGUUGGCCAGUGAAUGUUUUUAUUUGUUCUCUUCUGCUGGCCAUGUAAAGAGAUUGGGAGUGAAGUUUCAGUACUUCCAAGUGGUAGAAAUGUUUUAUUUAGUCCCAUGGAUGUUACUGUGAAGUCUGGUUUAUCCUUGGGCGAGGUCAAUGUGUGAUUCAUCUGUGUACAAGUCCCUUAAUCAUCACCUGUUCCAAAUAGAGUUUCAGUUUGUAUCAAACUGGUUAAGUGGUGAAAUCGUCAGUGGAAUAAGCACCACACCCGUGUGUGUCUGUGUGUGAACGUGCUGUGCUGGCAUUGUGACAGCGACGGAUGGUUUGUGGUGUCUGGCAACACGGAUUGCCCGAACCCAACUUCGUGUCAGUCUGGGCAUGUAACGGUUUCUUACAAACAUGCAAGUAAGAAUAUUUAGAUUUUUGUAAAGGAUAUGCAUCUUGAACGUUUCGGCUAGUUUUACAAACGGGACACUAAAAACACGACAGAAGAAACGGGACAAAAUAGUUGUUUCUUGGAUCGCAUUCAUCAUGCCUUUUUGUUUGAGGAUUUUGAAUAGUUACGUUCCAGUCAGUGGAGCUGUGAGAGAGCAGAACCUUGGAGUUUGUGGCAUUAACCCAAACUUACAUGUGGUGAUUUUUCUUUCCCGAAACAAGGAUUGUCACUGCUUUGAACUCGCGAUGUGCUCUCAUUUCCGUAGGAAGUGCUGUUUCUAGCCUAGACAGUUAUUGGGCAGUGAACGAUGUGAUGACCAUUUCCUUUGUCGCUUCCUGUAACUUCACUUCCCGAUGGAAUGAGGCCAUGAUUAUGGUUGAGUUAUCGAAUUAGAAUUUAAGUCAUGUACUUAUCUGAUGGCUGCUGUCAAGGUCUCUGCUUUAUUGCGUCAUCUGCACUUUCAAUGGUAACAACACGGUGCUGCGCAUUUCCGACGGUAGCAACCGAGCUGUGGACUUGAUGAUAAUCACUCAACCAUAAUGUUAUUAAUAUCAACACGUGGACCAGUCUCUAUAAGUGGAGACCGCUGCUGCAUAAGAUGAUCGACCAAGUGCCUAAAGCUCUUUCUGUGUAGGUUUUGCUAUUAUUUAACCCGCUAUCGCCUAAAGCCAAAGCUCUGGAUGUCUUUAGCACGAGCUGCUGUACACAGGGCAUCUCGAUAGUGUCUUAAUUUCAGUAGAACUGCAUAGGCGUGACAGCGACUGACUUGCCUUGCUACCAUAUAGCAUACAUCUAUAGCGAGACUAGCUUGUCUUUAAAGGGUAAUACAGCAAUUUUGUUGCUUAGGGGUUGUGUUUUCCCUUUAUAUGUGUCGAGUUUCUCCGUGCAUUGCUUUUUCUGGGGGGCUUUUUCCUACUGGAAGUAGAAUUACUCAAAAAAAGGAAUUGGCCAAACCAUCUCAAAUUGAGACCCUCUCAAAACGGAGUCUUGAAACUCCGUGUGGCCUUCAAAAUUAAUUAAAACUGCUACAAAAUAAUUUGUAUACCACCACCCCCUUUCUGUUGUGUAAUGGAACUUAUACAAUGCAAUUAUCUUGUCAAGCUGAUGUAAAUAGGAAGCUUCUUUGAUGGGAAGUAGUUUAGAGCCGUGUGUGAUCCCUGAAAGCCACGAUGAACUUGGGCGACACAGAGGGCAAUCGUCACCAGCAAUGGUUGCUAAGCCAGUUUCGGCUUUAGAAGUUUUAGUUCCCCAACUCGGUACCAGUUGUAUUGAACUGUUUCCCCAACUGAGCAACUAGGUUGACAACUUCCAAUCGUAUCACACACAGGCAAGUCACAUGACCGAGGCUGUGUGCUCUGUAAACAAAUUAUUCAUUAAACCCAAUUUGCAACCAACACUUUUCACUGGCUAAACAAGGCUUGCCAGUGCCAAACUAUGUUGCCAUAGUUGCUUGUGUUGGAUGUGGUGCUGGUAGCACUUUUGCUAUUCAUGGCUGUAAUGUCGUGGCCAUCAGGCUUCAACGCAGUAGCAACUUGGACAAGUUCUGGAGUCGUGAGACAAGGAAGGUAAACGAGCAAAAGAUUAUUCUCAAUUGAUAAGAAUUGGUGGAUAUGGCCGGAUUUCCCCCUCUGACACCAAAGACUGCAGUCAUUCGCUGUGUUCACGUACCUAGAAAGGGAAGCUUCUUUUAAGAUUCUACUUUACAAAAAUAAGAGUUGAGUGAUUAUGUUUACUUGAGACAGAGUUAAGUGAUUUACAAAGUAGCAUUAAGUGACUGGUUGGUGCCGUGUGUCCUGGUUUAUUCAAAAGCGCAAGUUCAUGUCCUGGUUUGUGCUCGGCUCAUAAUCAUCUGUUUGGGGCUGAAAACAUUUGUACCACUUUGUUGAAAGUCAAGAGUGGUCAUCCAAGGAAGAGAGUGGGCCCCCAUCCUGGCACUGUGGAAUUUCCACCAAUGUCUCCGAGCCCCCGAGUGGAGAUGAGCACUACCGUCUGCUUAGUUGAGCAGGCAAAUGCGUUGAGUCUUUGACUUAAGAUGAUGCAAUGAGAUGUGCUUUGUGCUGUGAUGGAUGAUUAGAAAUAAUCUGCCAGCCAGUCGUGUCCCCAUCUAAAAAGUGACAUUGUGUUGGGGUGAGUGGGUGCAAUGCUUGCAAUGCUAUGCUGCUUGAAAUAAAUGCAUAUGCCGCCACAUUUAUUUAUUUUAUCGUAAAACGAAAGAGUAAAUAUAUUGUACAGUA